CGCAAACUCCCCUCAGUCAUUAGCCCAUGUGACAAAAGGACGUUGGAAAGUUACGAGGCCAGUUUAACUGAAGGCAUCUGACAAGAAUGACAAAUUUUCUACUCUAGCCUAUUCAAAUGUGGACAUGUUUAUUGUUUGUUUUUUUACCCUGCGGAUAUGCAGGAUUAUUGUAUUGAACUUGAAUUUAAUGAUUGGUUGAAGAAGAUCAAUAGGCUGCUGUUGUGUAUAUACCGUAAAGUAUUUUCCAUUUUAUUUUAGAAAAGUUUUCGUACAAAACCUUUUUAAUCGUGGGACUAUUAACUCGUAGGCUAUUGUAUUUUCAAUGUUUUAAACAUCCCGAGGCACACAGGAACUGUCCAAGGGAAAGUGAACACCGAAUGCGCGCCCUUAGCGGUGUCAAGGAGUCAUUUCUGCUUAGGGUAAAUUACGGGACAUUCGCGUAAUUUCACUUUCAAAGUCAUAUUAGCCUUUUGAGGUCAGUUUUUUUUUAAAUCCUAGGUGACCACUCACAGACACAUCUGUGUGACCAUGCUACAAAAUGGUAACGGUAAGGAGCAACCUUCUGAAUCGCCGAAGGCUGAGCCAAAACUUGACACCACAUCAGAACCUCAAACCGAACCAGACUGCACUGACAACGCGGCGCCGGCUGCACAGGAAGACACGAAUUCCACGCAAUUCCCUAUGCCCGUUUUCCCAAAAUUGGAGAUAAAGCGUAACGCGGUGACAGACGAGUAUAAGAUCUCCAGUCAGGUCCUUGGGUUGGGGAUCAAUGGGAAGGUUCUGGAAUGCACCAAUAAGAAGACUGGGGAGAAGUGCGCACUGAAGAUCCUCUAUGACAGUCCCAAGGCGAGGCGGGAGGUUGAGCUACACUGGCGGGUGUCGGGGGGGCCAUACAUCGUUCGCAUUCUCAGUCUGUAUGAGAACAUGCAUCAUGGGAAGAAGUGCCUGCUCAUCAUCAUGGAAUGUAUGCAAGGUGGAGAACUGUUCAGCCGGAUCCAGGCCAGAGGGGACCAGGCUUUCACUGAGAGAGAGGGCUCAGAGAUCAUGCGGGAUAUUGGCACGGCCAUCGAGUUCCUCCACAACAUGAACAUCGCUCACAGAGACAUCAAGCCUGAGAACCUGCUGUACACCCAUCAGGAGCUCAAUGGUACUCUCAAACUGACAGACUUUGGCUUCGCUAAGGAGACCACUCACAACCUCCUGCAGACCCCCUGCUACACCCCUUACUACGUGGCCCCUGAGGUUUUGGGCCCGGAGAAAUAUGACAAGUCGUGUGACAUGUGGUCUCUGGGUGUCAUCAUGUACAUCCUGCUGUGUGGGUUCCCUCCAUUCUAUUCUAACACAGGCCAAGCCAUCUCUCCAGGGAUGAAGCGGAGAAUCAGGCUGGGCCAGUACGAGUUCCCAAAACCUGAGUGGGCUGAAGUGUCAGAGGAAGCCAAACAGUUGAUCAAUCAGCUGCUGAAGACAGACCCCAACGAGAGAAUGACCAUCACACAGUUUACGAACCACCCCUGGAUCAAUCAGUCCAUGGUUGUUCCCUCCACACCGCUCCACACCACACGGGUCCUGACUGAGGACAGAGAGAUGUGGGAUGACGUGAAGGAUGAGAUGACCAGUGCUCUGGCCACCAUGCGUGUGGAUUACGACCAGGUGAAGAUCAAAGACCUGGACACUUCCAGCAACCCUCUUCUCAACAAGAGGCGCAAGAAGGCCGCUGCCGGGGGCAAAUUGGGAGGCACCGUCUGCAACAGCCAGUGAGAGACUGACAUGGGAGGGAAACCACACCCGGAACAGCGGAAAAAGUGGAAGGGAAGUCCAGAGGAAGGAGGGUAGAUACAAUUGGAACAGCUGAGAGGAAAAAAGUUGUGGGAGGUCUGGGCAGGAAUGUGUAGAAGAGACUUAGCAUGCGGAGUGUGUUCAUACAGCAGAGGGGGAAGAGUCAUGUCUAGAGAAGGGAGGGGGUACUGCUAGGGAACAGCAGGGAAAUGUGAUUUGAAGCUUCUCAGCAAUCAGUUGAACUGAAGGACACAUGAAGUGAUGACAAGGUCUGCAUCUCUUAUCAGCAGGCCUUCAUACUGUAGGCCUUCCAUAAUUUUAACUUGAUUGUGUUUUUGUGUAUGUGCGUGUUAAUUUGAAAGGUUGUUCAGGAUCUGCUCUAUAUAAGUUCAUGUAUAUUUUUUGUGUGUGUUGGUAAGGGAGAACGGGGUUGGUUGUCUCACGGGUUGGUUGUCACAGUGCUAAUUACUCCCAAUCUAAAUGGAAAUGUGUAAUUUGUAAGGUAAAAAUUUGUGAAUUAUUUGAAGGAAUUCAUCCAGCUGAUCAAUACAUGUCAGCAUGACAAAAAGUAAAAUAUGGAAGUAAAAUAUAUAUAUAUUGGUAUUUUCUUUGUAAAUGUUUGUGGGAGUAUCCAUGAACAAUUAUGUUUGUUGAAAAGAGGAAAGGGAGAACUAUAUUUCAAACAUAUUUCUGAGUUCCAAGGUCAAGCCAUGUGGUAGCCAGCAUCUUAGUUAGCUUUGGGGAGCUGGUUGGGGAUGGUUGUUACUUGGAAUGUGGGGUUGGUUGUCACUAUCAACUCCAUGAUAAUAAAUCCCAAGCUCUUUUGUGCUUGUGCUAUAAAGAGCUCAUUUAGUUUCCUCUCCCUCACACACAUUUUUUUCAAACACACACAAACACACAAAUUUACUCAAAAUGCCAUAUUUUAUUCUCACGGCAUAAAAUGCUGAAUUUUAUUCCGAAUAUCGUUUGAUCAAAAAAAGGCUAUUUCUAAGACUAUAACUGUAAUUUCCUAUUA
Messenger RNA from Oncorhynchus gorbuscha (pink salmon), 2791 nucleotides. RefSeq names its product MAP kinase-activated protein kinase 3-like. Gene Ontology annotation, biological process: response to cytokine; peptidyl-serine phosphorylation; toll-like receptor signaling pathway. The record is from RefSeq and is a predicted model, not a curated record. The transcript has 10 exons. NCBI's taxonomy places the organism in Eukaryota, Metazoa, Chordata, Actinopteri, Salmoniformes, Salmonidae. Gene Ontology annotation, molecular function: ATP binding; calcium-dependent protein serine/threonine kinase activity; calmodulin binding. The coding region runs from base 529 to 1758 and encodes 409 amino acids. Gene Ontology annotation, cellular component: nucleus; cytoplasm.